Aspergillus heteromorphus CBS 117.55 is the source of this 2493-nucleotide messenger RNA. Its product is annotated as peptide alpha-N-acetyltransferase complex A subunit NAT1. The record is from RefSeq and is a predicted model, not a curated record. NCBI's taxonomy places the organism in Eukaryota, Fungi, Ascomycota, Eurotiomycetes, Eurotiales, Aspergillaceae. Gene Ontology annotation, molecular function: protein-N-terminal amino-acid acetyltransferase activity; protein binding. Gene Ontology annotation, cellular component: cytoplasm; NatA complex. Gene Ontology annotation, biological process: N-terminal peptidyl-methionine acetylation. The transcript is spliced from 3 exons. The coding region runs from base 1 to 2493 and encodes 830 amino acids.
AUGCCGCAACCAUUGAGCUCCAAGGAUGCGUCCUUGUUCCGCCAAGUGGUGCGCCACUACGAGAACAAGCAACACAAGAAGGGUAUCAAGACCGCCGAACAGAUUCUGAAGAAGAACCCCAACCAUGGCGACACACUAGCGAUGAAGGCCCUGAUCAUGAGCAACAUGGGACAGCAAGAGGAGGCUUUUGUGCUGGCCAAGGAAGCUCUGAAGAAUGACAUGAAGUCGCACAUCUGCUGGCACGUCUACGGGUUGUUGUACCGGGCGGAAAAAAACUACGAAGAGGCAAUCAAGGCAUACCGGUUUGCGCUGAGGAUCGAGCCCGAGUCGCAGCCGAUCCAGCGGGAUCUGGCCCUACUCCAGAUGCAAAUGCGGGAUUACCAGGGCUACAUACAGAGCAGGAAAACCAUGCUGCAGGCUCGCCCCGGGUUCAGACAGAAUUGGACGGCUCUCGCCAUUGCGCACCAUCUUUCGGGAGACCUGGAGGAGGCCGAGAAGGUGUUGACGACUUACGAGGAGACGCUGAAGAUCCCACCGCCCACCUCCGACAUGGAGCAUUCGGAAGCUGUGCUUUACAAGAACAUGAUCAUGGCUGAGUCUGGCAAGGUUGACAAGGCGUUGGAACAUCUUGAGCAGGUGGGCUACAGAAUUGCGGAUGUCCUUGCCGUGAUGGAGAUGAAGGCCGACUACCUUUUGCGACUGGGCAGGAAGGCCGAAGCGGAGGCAGCCUAUACCGCUCUUCUGGACCGGAAUCCGGACAACUCGCUCUACUACGACGCCUUGAUUAGGGCAAAGGGCAUCUCUAGCGAUGACCAUACUGCCCUCAAGGCUGUAUAUGAUACCUGGGUAGAGAAGAAUCCUCGUGGUGAUGCUGCCCGCAGAAUACCCCUGGAAUUCCUGGAGGGCGAUGACUUCAAACAGGCCGCCGAUGCGUACCUGCAGCGUAUGCUUAAGAAGGGCGUCCCUUCUCUCUUCGCUAACCUUAAGUCGCUAUACACCAACCCGGUGAAACGCGACACGGUGCAGGAGCUGGUUGAAGGCUACGUCUCGACAGCUCCCCAGUCGAACGGUUCCUCCGAAGGCACCGACAACACCGAGUUUCUCUCUUCCUCCUACUACUUCCUUGCUCAGCAUUAUAACUACCGCCUCAGCCGGAACUUGACCAAGGCCAUGGAGAACGUUGACAAGGCUAUCGAGCUCUCGCCUAAGGCCGUUGAGUAUCAGCUGACCAAGGCCAGGGUAUGGAAGCACUAUGGUAACAUGGAGAAGGCAGCAGAGGAGAUGGAGAAGGCGCGCCAGUUGGAUGAAAAGGAUCGUUAUAUCAACUCCAAGGCCGCAAAGUACCAACUCCGCAACAACGACAACGACAAGGGUCUUGACAACAUGAGCAAGUUCACCCGGAACGAGGCCGUUGGCGGUGCCUUGGGCGAUCUCCACGACAUGCAAUGUACCUGGUAUUUGACCGAGGACGGUGAGGCCUAUCUGCGCCAGAAGAAGCUUGGCCUUGCCCUGAAGCGCUUCCAUGCCGUCUACAACAUUUUCGACACCUGGCAAGAAGACCAGUUUGAUUUCCACAGCUUCUCCCUCCGGAAGGGCAUGAUUCGCGCGUACGUCGACAUGGUUCGUUGGGAAGAUCGCUUGCGUGAUCAUCCUUUCUACACUCGGGUGGCUGUUUCUGCCAUCAAGGCAUACCUCAUUCUCCAUGACGACCCGGAUCUAGCUCACGGACCGCUACCCAACGGUUCUGGGGAGGACGACAGCGAACGUAAGAAGGCUCUCAAGAAGGCCAAGAAGGAACAGCAGCGUCUAGAGAAGCUUGAGGCGGAAAAGCGUGAGGCGAGAAAGGCAGCAAGCACCAAGGGUGUUGAUGGAGAGGUGAAGAAGGAGGAUGAGGAUCCUCUCGGCACCAAGCUCGCUCAGACCCAAGAUCCGCUCAAGGAUGCGACCAAGUUCCUGACUCCCCUGCUGGAGCUGAGCCCUAAGAGCAUUGAGGCCCAGUGCCUUGGCUUCGAGGUUUAUCUCAGAAGAGGCAAACACGCGCUUGCCCUCAAGUGUCUCUCCGCCGCGCAUGCGAUUGAUGCAUCCAACCCGACUCUCCACGUCCAACUCCUCCGGUUCCGGAAAGCGCUGGACACUCUUCCCGAGCCCCUUGCGCCUCAAGUAGCCGAGGUCGUGAACGCGGAGUUCGAGACUCUACUCCCCAAGGCCCAGAACCUGGAUGAAUGGAACAACACCUUCGUCUCGACACACAAGGACAGCGUUCCGCACCAGCAAGCCGGUCUCACCUCCCGGCAGCUCUUGAACCCCGACUCGAAGCCUCAGUGUGAACAGGACCUCGCUUCUACUCUCGACUCAACGGAUAUCACCAUCGAAACCGCCCUUGCAGGCUUGGAGCUGCUGAACGAAUGGGGAAGCAGCCAAGCCGCCCAGACAGCUUAUGCUCAGAAGGCCAGCAGCAAGUGGCCCGAGGCUACGGUGUUCCGCCUCGAAUAG